CUCUGGUUCAUGAGGUCCGUUCGCGCCAGUGCCAUUCCCACGGCCGCACUGGCGGCUCCCCGCCGAUCCACCCUUCCGUUGUCUGAUCCAGAUCACCCCGAGGUCUCCUGAUUGAACAUAUCGGUCUUGCCAACAAUGGUCUCCGACGCGAGAGUUGGUUCUGCUCACACAACGCACUCACACCCAGCAGUAGCACCCCCAGCGGCACUGCCCAUUGAUCCUCCUCCUCCUUCUCCUCCGUUUGUUCGUCCACAAUGGCGGCUCCCACGUCCGAUUGAUGCAGCCUUGCCCGAGAUGCAUCUGUGGUCCAUCUUCGUCAGCAGCACGGCUUCCCACACCAUCUCGACUUUCCUCCGUGCCCCAUUACCCCCGCGGUUCUACCGCCCAAGAACAUCCAAGAAAUGCCGUCUCUGCCUCCGAUCCAUCCUCCGAUCCAUCCUCUGGCCGCUGAUCCUUCGACAGCAGCUCCAAGCACCCAGCCAUCGGCACCUGAGCCCAUUGUGCUCCCGGCUGUGCCCUUCCAACUGCUGCGGUACCAGCACCGGCUCUCCUGCAGCAGCCAAAGCUCCAUAUCCCAGGGCAGCUCUGUCGCUCGGGUUUCUCGGAACUCGGUCAAGGUCCGUGCCCCGCCGCUGCGAUCAAGCGUCACCCGGCCCAGCAUCCGGGGCUUCAUCCAUCCCAUCGACCAUAUAGCCGGACACCCCACCACGGUCACCGAGGUCCUCGUGGACUCGGUCGAGCUGAAUGCCGUCGACCAGAAGCAUGCCCAGGUCAUCAGCCAGGCAGCUGCUCGCCUGCAGAACAGGCUGGAGGGCCUCGAGCACAUCGAUAUGGCCGGUGCUGUCGAGAAGAUGGUCGAGCAGCGCGGCGAGCAGCGGACUGCCGCGGAGCGUUGGAAGUAUGCCCUGGAGACGACGCUGUCUGGUGUCAAGGCCGUGCGUGCAUUCCGAAACCGGGAGAUCGAAGAGAAGGCAACCCCUUCCCAGGGUGUGAUUGAUUCGACCUUUAUCGCCAACAAGAUCGGCUUCUCCCUCGAAGACUAUCGAGCCCAGCGAAACCGGUUCGACUGUGGGCUAUCGCGAGACACCCGACAGGCGCUGAAGAAGGACCCAAAGGACUACUCCCAGCGAGACGUUGAUUUACUCUUUCACCUGACCUCGUCUCUGCCGGCGUUUUCAAAGUACAACACGGCCGUGCGCAAGGCCCUCUGUCGGGUCACCAAGUUUGAAGCUUUCAAGCAGGGACGAGUGAUUGUCAAAGAGGGCCACGAAGCGCAAAACUUUUACUUUAUCGCAAGCGGCCAGGUCGAGAUCCGGAAGCAGAUCGAAGGCCAGUCGAUCCUGCUCAAUGUUCUGAAGACGGGCGACAGCUUCGGAGAGCUUGCCUUGCUGCAGAAUGUGCGGCGGUCUGCCACCGUCAUUACCCUGAUGGACACGGAGCUUCUGAGGGUCAACAAGGACGACUUUUUGGAGGUCCUCAGGACCGAGUCGGAGAAGGAUCUGCACGAGAAGGUCGAACUGCUGCAGUCCAUUCCGCUGUUCCAGAUGCUCUCACGGGCAGCCAUCAUCCACUUGGCAGCCACCAGCCAGUCGCGAGACUAUGUCGCAGACCAAGUGAUUACGACCGAGGGGGAAGUUCCGCAGAGCAUUGUCGUCAUCAAGGAGGGGUACUGUCGCCUGGUCAAGGCCGUGCGGUUCCUGCGAGUGCCCUGGUCUAAAGCUUACCCGGAUCGCUUCAAGCUUGUGCCGUGCCCAGAAGGCUUUGGCGAGAAGCCCAAGCCGACCCGGCAGGCGGAGCGCACCCAGCUCCGGCCUGGGAACGUCACCUUCCUCACGGCGACGCAGUUUGUGGAGCCCGUGGUCCAGCCGCCGAUCGUCAACCGGGUACUCAAGAUCAAGGACUGCAGCGUUGGCGAGACGCUCUUUGCAGUCUCGGCCGUCGUCCAGCUGGGCACGCCCAACAUUGUCCGGCACCUCAACAUGACGAUGCGGCAAGAGCGCCAGGCCAAGCGGGCGCCGUUUUCGAUCCUCUCCAACGGCCGGGUCAAGAUCCUGCUCAUCAACCGUGGCGAGUUUGCGCGGGUGGCCACAGCCGAGAUGGCCGAGACCAUCGGGGCCAAGCACCUCGACGACUCGCUCGAGGUUUGGCAUCCGCAGAAGCUCCAGCACGAGUACAUCAACGCCCGCCGCUGGAAGCUGCACAAGGCCGGGGUGAUCUCGGAGCUGGUCGAGAAGCGCGAUCUGGAUGUCCGCGAGCGGGUCUGUAAUGCGCUCCCGCGGAUAGCUUGAGCCGCUGGACGGUGGGGAGUGUGGGGGUUGUUUGCCGGCGGAUACCGGGAUUUGUCAUGAGCAACGAGCAUGUGCGCAGAACAUGGAUGCAGAA
This is a messenger RNA of Polychytrium aggregatum, 2382 nucleotides long. RefSeq lists its product as uncharacterized. NCBI's taxonomy places the organism in Eukaryota, Fungi, Chytridiomycota, Chytridiomycetes, Polychytriales. The record is from RefSeq and is a predicted model, not a curated record. Bases 402 to 2288 code for a protein of 628 amino acids. The transcript has 6 exons.